AUGUCCCACGAUGCCGGCGCGCAAGUCUGGCAGGCUGCCGCUGCGGCGACGCUUGUGACGGACCUCGCCGUGCACCCUGUCGAGACGCUCAUCACGCGCAUCCAGUCGCCCGCGUACGCGACGCGCUACAAGACGGCGCGUGGCACGCUCCAUCGCAGCUUCUUCGCCGGCCUGUACCAGGGCUUCGGGCCGACGGUCCUCGCCGGCGUGCCGGCGUCGGCAGCCUUCUUCACCGUCUACGAGGGGCUCAAGGCGGCGCUGGUGCCGCGCGAGGGCGAGGCCAAACUCGUGGCGCUGCCCGCGCCGGUGGCGUACGCCGUGAGCAGCGCGGCUGGAGACGUCGUUGCCUGCGCCAUCAUGAACCCGGCCGAAGUGCUCAAGCAGAACGCGCAAAUGUCGUCGUCGUCGUCGUCGCCGGGCGGUGGCCAGGCACGACAGCAGCGGCAGCGGCGGCGUUGGGGCCACACCGUCGGCGUGGCGAGGGAGUUCGCGCGGCACCCGGGCCGGCUGUGGGCCGGGUACACGGCGCUGACGGCGAGCCACCUGCCGGGGACGUGCCUGACGUUUUGCCUAUACGAGCGGCUGAAGGAGGCGCUCGUGGGCGGCGACGAUGACGGGGCCAGCAUCACGCGGCGGGCGUGGCUGAGCGCGGUGAGCGCGGCCCUGGCGGGCGGCGCGACGGCGGCGCUCUUCGUCCCGGUCGACGUCGUCAAGACGCGCAUGAGACUCGCGGCGGGGACCUCGGUGCGCGAGAGGCCGCAGCACCUGGGUGCCGGUGUCGGAACCGGACCGGGACCGCUCGCCGUGGCGAGGCAGGUGGUGAGAGCCGAGGGCACCGCGGGCCUCUUCCGAGGUCUCGGGCUGACGUGCAUCGCGGCGGCCGCGGGGAGCGGGCUGUACCUUGGAUGCUACGAGUGGUGGAAGAUGUACUUUGGGGAGGCGGGCGAGGCCUCGCGGCGAGGGGAAACAGCACUCUAG
This is a messenger RNA of Purpureocillium takamizusanense, 978 nucleotides long. RefSeq lists its product as uncharacterized. Gene Ontology annotation, molecular function: S-adenosyl-L-methionine transmembrane transporter activity. Lineage: Eukaryota; Fungi; Ascomycota; Sordariomycetes; Hypocreales; Ophiocordycipitaceae. Bases 1 to 978 code for a protein of 325 amino acids. The record is from RefSeq and is a predicted model, not a curated record. The transcript has 2 exons. Gene Ontology annotation, cellular component: mitochondrial inner membrane.